AUGAUCUUUUUAUGUAUUGUAACAUUUGUGUGUUUGUCCUCAGGGGAAUCUGGUCUGGGGAAGUCGACACUUAUCAACUCUCUGUUCCUGACUGACCUGUACUCCAAGGAUUACCCGGGGCCCUCGCAGCGCAUCAAGAAGACUGUGCAGGUGGAGCAGUCCAAGGUGCUGAUAAAGGAGGGGGGUGUCCAACUGACGCUCACAAUUGUGGACACUCCAGGGUUUGGAGAUGCAGUGGAUAACAGCAACUGCUGGCAGCCAGUCAUUAACUACAUUGACAGUAAGUGUGAGGACUUCCUGAACGCAGAGUCCAGAGUGAACCGCAGAUCCAUGCCCGACAACAGAGUGCACUGCUGCCUGUACUUCAUCGCCCCCUCUGGACACGGUCUGAAACCGCUGGACAUUGAGUUCAUGAAGAGACUCCAUGACAAAGUCAACGUCAUCCCUCUCAUUGCAAAAGCCGAUACUCUAACCCCAGAGGAGUGCCAGCUCUUUAAGAAACAGAUAAUGAAAGAGAUCCAGGAGCACAAGAUCAAAAUCUAUGAAUUCCCAGACACGGAGGAUGACGAGGACAACAAGCUCAUCCGAAAGAUUAAGGAGAAGAUGCCACUGGCAGUGGUCGGCAGCAACGUGGUGAUCGAGGUGAACGGCAAGAAGGUCAGAGGUCGCCAGUACCCAUGGGGCGUGGCGGAAGAGGGCAUUUUUGUGGAGAACGGGGAGCACUGUGACUUCACCGUGCUGCGCAACAUGCUGAUCCGGACGCAUAUGCAGGACCUCAAGGACGUCACCAACAACUUCCAUUAUGAAAACUACCGCAGUAAGAAACUGGCUGCUGUCACCUGUAAUGGAGUGGACACCACCAAGACCAAGGGACAGCUCACCAAGAGCCCCCUGGCCCAGAUGGAGGAGGAGCGCAGGGAGCAUGUGAUGAAGAUGAAGAAGAUGGAGGCAGAGAUGGAGCAGGUGUUUGAGAUGAAGGUGAAGGAGAAGAAGCAGAAACUGAAGGACUCGGAGGCUGAGCUGGAGCGACGCCACGAGCAGAUGAAGAGGAACCUGGAGGCGCAGUACAAAGAGCUGGAGGAGAAGAAGCGGGUGUUCGAUGACGAGAAGCUCCACUGGGAGGCUCAGCAGAGGAUCCUGGAACAGCAGAAGCUGGACGCCUCCAAGACGAUGGAGAAAAACAAGAAGAAAGGAAAGAUCUUCUGAAGAGAACGAUUCUUCACUUUUAAACAAACUCGGUUUUCCUUCAUCCCCUCUGAAGUUCACAUGUACUGUGGCCCUCCAAACACACACACUAACACACACACACAUUAACAGAUUUUUUUUCCACAACAUCCCUCUAUGCUACAUUUAACAUGUACCACUUGUGACGGAUGGAAGACACACACACACACUCGUCUCUCAGCAGGGUUACCGUACCUGUUGAAACUUCUUGUUUCCAUGGGGAAUGCAAGUUUUUGUGAAAUUCUAUUUUCCUAUAUUUCCUGACAAAGGCGAGACCCUUCCUCUGAGCUACAGUACGACACGCGGCAGGGACCACCCAUAGCCAUCUGCUCACAUGUAGUAGUGUAUGUUCUCUAGAUAUUCCAUAGAUCUUCAGGUAGACGUACUGUCUCUCUUCUUUGAUUCUUCCCAAAAACAACAUAACACACUGUACUGUAUUCAAGCACUCUGUCAUAAAGACCUCAUAAGAGUGUGUUAAGAGAAGGGAGAGUGUAUGUGAGUGAAGGGAACUGCGUCGGGAGCGGGGGGGAGUCAGGUGGGAAUAAGGCCCGUUCAUAGAAAGUCAAAAUAAUCAGCAAAUCUUUUAAAAGUGGAAUACUACAAGUCUAUUUGCCAGCACUGUGAACCCGGAAAUAUUGAGUACCCCAAAGUUUUAUGUCAUAAAUGUAUAGCACAUAGAAACUGCCGGAUGCUAACCUGCAUAUGUUGUGCAAUUUGCACAAAGACAUCAGUUGCAUUCAUUAGCUUAUGCAGACAUAGAUAAAACAUGGCUUGGUCAAUUUUGGUGUGUUUUUGGAGGUUAUUGAGGAUGUUGAAUCAAUUUCUGACUUUUCAGGAUCAUAAGUGGCAGUUUUCAGCCCCUUAAAACUUUCAAAUCGACCCAAAAUUAAUCAAAAUCAGUCCACCUGGACGUCAGAAAUGGACUCAACAUCCUCAUUAAUUAUUGCUAAUUAAUGUAACAUUGCGCAAAUUGCCCAACAUGCAAGUUAGCAUCCAGCAGUUUCUAUGUGCUGGGGACCUGAACUAUACAUUAUCAUAAAACGUUUGGGGUUCCCAACUUCUCCGGGGUCACUCUAGGACUCUAAGAGCUGGCAGAUAGACUAACCUGGUAAUGACUACAUGUAAGGCCAGUCAAGAAACCUCUGUUACUGAAGAGCUUAAUACUUACGUGUUAUUGCUAUUUGGUCAGUUUCACUUUUUAGCAAAUAUGUCUUUGGAAUAAAUGACCAUAACUUACCAAACUUAUUGUCCUUUUUCCAACGUUUUUGUAUUUAAAAAAAAAUGUUUGCUGCAAUGCUUCCUGUCUCAUAACUGUCUUCAGGACAUUCCUCUUUUAUGGAGCAGUUUUCAUUCCAGCAGGGAGAUCAAUCAAAAGCUAAUUGUAGCGGUGAAAUAACAAAACAAAGUGGGGCACCAGUAAGCAAAUCUUGUGAUGGGGAAAUUAUCCAAUCUUUAGGCAAGAACGUCAUCUUUGUUAAUUUAUUUUGUAAUUAUCCAAAUAUCCCACAUAUAUAGAACAAUUAAUUCACCUGUGGCUUUUCCUGUGUUUUCACUGCCCCAGCAGCAUUUUUAUUUUGAGUUAUAUAUGUUCCGUUUUAUUUCCUUAUUUCACUGCUAAAAAGUAAAACAAACAUUUACCUAUACUGGUGUAAAACAGCUGAUCAACUACAGCAGCUCCCCUUUAUUUUGGACUCAAGCACUGUGUAGUCAGCGUAAAUUAAAGGGAAAGAUAUGCCCCCAUGGAAGCAAAUCCACCAAUCAAAAAAAUGUCCACCUUAAAUGUGGGCGGGGCCGGGCCUUCAGGCAGGUUUUUUGUGUGUGUGUGUGUGUGUGUGUGUGUGUGUGUGUGUGUGUGUGUGUGUGUGUGUGUGUGUGUGUGUGUGUGUGUGUGUGUGUGUGAGCAGUGAGCAGUGUUGUAAUAAUGCUGUGUUUGAGGUCAUAGAAACUGCAGGGAAAUGCGUAUCAUGCAACAGCAGAAAGGAUUCCAUGCAGUGUGUGUUUCCCAUUAAAAGACAUUAUGCAAAGCCUAAUUGGCGUCUCCAACUCUAUAGGCCACCGUGAUUACAAAGGUGUUUAAUAUAGUGAUUCAAGUGAUGGAUGUUGUCAUAGAGCUGAACCCUGUGUGUAAAGGGACGAUUCAUCAAAAACAAGAAUUAUUCCUGUUCCUUUCUCCCUGGAAAGUUAAAUGUUUGGAGGACUUAGCCAAGUCAGCUGUGUCUCUGAAUUUAUUUUUGGAAUAUUCCACUAUAAUAUUAUACAUAACUGCUUCCUCAACAACAAAACAUUCCCCCUCUGAUACUCUCAAAUGAUCCACAGUCCACAUCGGAGUCAAAUCAAAGUCAGCCAUAGUGAUGUGUUCCAACCUUUUACUAUACCUUUCCAAGAGUAUAAUGUUUAUUUUCAUAUGAUGAUGUUGUUAAUAAUGCUAUAUGUAAGAUCAAAAAACAAAAUCCCUUGUGGUUUUCUUAAGACUCGUUUAGUUAUCUGUUCUUUUUAGUAUAGUUUUUAAAAUGCCUGCAGUCUUCAUGUUGCAUUUAAAGACAAAAUGCUAAACCCUUACACCUUAUCACAUAAAAUAUUACCUUUGUGGAUUUGUUUGAUUUUAUUGUGUACCUACUGGAGGCUGCUCUGUGACCUUUUUCUUUUGUUUUUUUCAGAUGAUAUGCCAGGAACAGAACUUGUACUCAGAUCAGAACCUAUUAUAUACUUGUCUUAAGAAUACACAAAUACAGUACAUUUCUUUACAUGUAUACACACACAUAUACUGUAUACAUCCAUGCCAAUGAGUACACUUUCUCAGGACUGCUGUUAUAAAGUCCAGAGGAAGUCAUGCUACAAGUUAAAAUUGUGAUUUCUUUUUUUAAAUGCUUGUGAACCACUUGCCCUUGGAAUACACACCACAAGUUAAGAUAAGUUUAGGUGAUUUUUUGUUGUUGUAAUAUUAUCUAUUAUCCUUUUUUUAUAUAUGUACACUCUUUACUGCUUCUCUUCUUUGUUCGGUCUCUAACUGUACAUGGUUAAUAAAGUUGACUUGGUUAUGCUUUAA
Messenger RNA from Notothenia coriiceps (black rockcod), 4270 nucleotides. RefSeq names its product septin-7-like. Gene Ontology annotation, cellular component: septin complex. Lineage: Eukaryota; Metazoa; Chordata; Actinopteri; Perciformes; Nototheniidae. The transcript is spliced from 12 exons. Bases 1 to 1206 code for a protein of 401 amino acids. The record is from RefSeq and is a predicted model, not a curated record. Gene Ontology annotation, molecular function: GTP binding.